AUGCCCUGGAUGCAUUGCUCCACGCCGUGCUGGCUGGUGCAGUGCUGCCAGUGCGCCGACUGGCGCGCAGGGUGCGCGUCGCCGCGCGUGGCACGGGUGGCUCGAGAGGCGCGGCUGUCGUUCAACCCCGCGGCGCAUAUAAAACGAGAGAAGGAGGGCUGGGCGGCGGAGGUGGCGAGGGCCGAGGAGCUCUACGAGGAGCUGCGCGAGCGUGCGCCCCAGCACUGCCGCCGUGGCGGCAAGUGGGCGCGCGAGAAGCUCGUGAUGGCGGUGCAGGGAGAGUUCCCGCGCGCGCGAGGGGCAGGCGUUCCCAAGGGGACGAUCCUGUGCCUCGGCAGGGUGCUCGACGCGCACGAUGAGCAGGAUGACGCGGAGGGUGGGCACCGGGACUGGGAGGAGGACCCGCUCGGGUUCGACACCAACCCGAUGCUGCUCCGCGCCAUCGGACGACUAUCAGGGCGCGUGUUGAGUUCGGCAGCCAAAGGCGAGCCGUGCGUCGCCGCGUACGGCUCCUUCACCUACAAGUGGCGGCGCUCGCCGCUGCAGGCGCCCGGCGAGACGAGGCGGGCGAGCACGCUCCGGCUGCGCGAGUCCUUACAGAGCGGCGACCGCAUCGACUUGGAGUACUAUCAGCCCGCAGCGCGGCACUACGCCUGGGCGCGGUACGCCAAGCACAGCCGCGACUGGCGGCUCCACCUCCAGCUAUUCCUCGAGGACUGGCAGUCGUCGCUCGGCGCCUUCCUCUUCUCGCUGGCGGCGACGCUGGCCAUCUUUGCGCAGGUGGUGAUGAUGCUGCUCGAGACAAACUCAUUCGGGCUGCGCAGCCUGGACGACUGUGCGCUCUGGCUGACCGGCUGGGCUCUAACGGGCGCCUUCACCGUCGAGCUGAUCUUGCGGACCAUCUCAAAGCGGUCUGUGGGCGAGAUGUGCCUCUCUGCGUACUGGUGGGUUGACGUGGUGUCGGUCGUGCCCGACUAUGUCGUGCUGACGCUCGACCUCGCCGCGGGCAGCUCACAUGUCAACCAGUGCGCCAACCACCUUGGGGACUCGGACAACGUGCUGCAGGUUGCGACAGACAGACAGACAGAGAGGCUCGAGCCGCUGCAAAAGGAGCUGCAGGUCGACCUCGCCACGGUGUCGCACGCUGCAUAG
Messenger RNA from Emiliania huxleyi CCMP1516, 1152 nucleotides. RefSeq lists its product as hypothetical. The record is from RefSeq and is a predicted model, not a curated record. The transcript has 3 exons. NCBI's taxonomy places the organism in Eukaryota, Haptophyta, Isochrysidales, Noelaerhabdaceae. Bases 1 to 1152 code for a protein of 383 amino acids.